CGCAUCUUUUGUGAAAUACAUUCUGCUAUUGGACGUAAAGUUCCGAAGUGUACAUUAAUCUUCAAAAAAGAACAGGUCAAUUGUGACUAAAGACUAAAGUUGCUCGUGAAUUUUCAAUUUGCACACUACGUCCAUUCGUAAGCAUAAGAAGGCAAAAUGUCCAUCGAAUUAAAGACAUUACUGAAAGAAGCUCGUGAAUCCUUCAAGCAGCAUGAAUAUGUAGAAACCAUGAAAAAAUGCAAGAAGAUUUUAAAGAAUGUCAAAAACAAUUAUGCAGCAUUAGUUCUCUUAGCUGCUGCUAUGCAGGAGGUGGAAGAAUUCAAGUCACAAGUAGCAUUAGUGCUACAAAAAGCUGCAGAGGUUCAACCGACUAAUCCUGUAGCUUGGCAAGGUUUAGUAGCACACUAUGAAAAAGCACAAAAGGACAAUGACAAUUUGGAAAAGUUGGCUAUAGCUUAUUGCAAACUUUUACAAGUGGAUAAUGAUUCUCCCAAAUAUCUUCAAUUUUUAAACAAACUUUCUGAAAUUGUCCUGAAAAUCAAAAAUAAUGAUAUACUGUUUGAGGUAUUGAACACAUUGAAUAUACUACGGCAGCUUCCUGCCAAAGAGAAGACAAGUUUGAUUGACAAGACUCUAGCACAGACUCUAACAGAAUGUCCCAAUAUUCUGGAAAAGCAUAAAGAGUUAUUUGAGAAUGUAUUGGCAUCUGUAGUGAAAGAUACAGAUGUAGUGAAUAGACAUGAGUAUUAUAGGAUAUAUCUAAAGAUGUUAUAUGACGCAAAUAAAUUGAUACUUUUAUUGGAAGAAGCUAAGGAGAUGCACACUCAGUUCCCACAGGACAGUAUUCCUCUGGAAUGGAUGUGCGUUGUUUAUUAUGAAGAGACCAUAUUACGUGAAAAUAAACUUGAAAUUGAUAUAACUCCUUUCUGUGAUUCCCUCUUAAAGCUAAAUAUGAAAUGUGAAAUGGCAUUGGUUGUAAAAGCAGCAUAUUUUAUGUGCAUAGAUAAUUUGAUUAGCUCUCGCGAGUGUUUAAAUCAAGCGAUCUUGCUGAAUGCACAAUCAUUUUAUGCCUGGUUCUUGUUAUACAAAGUAUACUGCAAGCUUUAUUGUUGGAAGGAGGUUGAAGAAGCUUCUAAACAAGCACUACAAUUGCUGUCUCCUUCUUUGAAGGAUACUUUACAGCAUAACAUUAAAUUGACACUACUUGAAGCAAUGAGUAGAAGUAACAAUAGAGAGAAGUUAUUACAGGCGCGACAGAUGUGCAAGAAGUUGUUAGAAACAAAGUUCUCCAUGCAACUGCAACUGAUAUAUGCCCGGAUAAAUGCGUCGUUGGACGAGCCUGAAGCAAUCGCCAUACUAAAUGACUUGGAGUCCCAAGAUGAGAUUAAGAUUCAAGUUUUCAUCAUCAAAGCAUCAUAUCUGAAGAGACACAAGCACUUAGAGGAAGCCAUCAACAUCCUUGAACUAGCUCUAGAAAGUUCCGAGGCUUGGCUGUUGUUUGGUCAGAUAUAUUGGGAUAUGAACGACUAUAAUCACAGCCUGGUGGCUUUCUUGAACGGUAUCAAAGUGGAUCGCAACAAUUGGGAAUGCAUGAUCCAUCUGGGACGUUAUUAUUGUGAGUGCGCGAAUGAUAUAGAACGCUCGAGGAGAUGUUACCAGACGGCGUUGCAAAUCAAUCCAAACUCUGAGGAGGCUGGGAUCGGCCUGAGCACUGCUUAUCGGCUGCUCAAGAACACAGACGCUAACAUACAACUGCUGCAGAAUGUAACCAUGCAGGGCAUCGGCCCGAAGUGGGCAUGGCUUCAGUUGGGUCUACAGCACUUGGACAACGGAGAUGCGGUCGAAGCUAUCAAGGCAUUGCAGCAUGUCAUUCGAGCCGACCCUAAUGACAAUCACAGUUGGGAGUCUCUGGCGGAUGCGUAUUUAGUGCGCGGCGGACACAUGUCUGCGCUGAAGUCGUAUCAACGUGCGUUACAGCUCAGUCCGGGGUCCUUGUAUCCCAUGAUACAACUUGCAAAUAUCAAGCUGCUAAUCGGCCAACACAAAGAAGCUAAAGAGGACUUUGACAGCAUAUUGCAGAAUAACGAGCAAUAUAUACUCGCAUUAAAAGGCCUAGCUCAGACGUGUUUGGGUCUGGCGAGCGAGUGCACCUCGAAGUAUUUGCUAAGUCAAGCGAGAGAAAAUCUGCAGCAAGCGGCGGAUAGUCUGACGAGUGCUGUGAUGAUACGGAGCAAUCUGUCCUGCAAUUGGAAAUUAUUCAGUGACGUGUGUUAUAGAAUAGCCGCUAUGCCGAUGAAGUAUUGCUACUUGAAUGUGAAACCUAUUUUGGUAAAGUCCGAUAGUACUAAACAGUACAUCAAAGUUAAGGGAGAGGAAACACUCAAGUUAGCUAUAAGAUGCAUCUGCCGGGCGUUGUCGCUCACGCAAAAUUCCUCGUUGCUAUGGCACGAUUUAGCAUGCUGUUACUUGAUGCAACUGCGACGCAACUUCAUAAAGGACGUUGACAAGAGCGACGUGGCGACUAAGUGUCUCGCUGCGGCGAAACAGGCAGUCAAACUCAGUCCGCAGUCGUGGCUACAUUGGAAUCUCCUGGGUAUUGUUUGCAUGUCGCAGGACGUGAAAAACUACGCCUUGGCUCAGCAUUGUUUCGUCACGGCGAUCGACAGAGAACCGAACAACUCGAUAGCUUGGAGCAACCUCGGAACGUUGUACUUGCAUCUAGGAGACAUCUACAGAGCGAAUGAAGCGUACUCUCGAGCUCAACGCGCGGAUCCAAGUUACAUGAACAGCUGGAUUGGCCAAGGAUUGAUUGCGCAGCAGUCCCUGAGGAAAGAGGGCAUGGAGCUGUUUCAUCACUCGAUCCAAUUAGGCUACCACGACGAGGCGGCUCUGGGCUAUGCUCAUUGCGUGUUUCACAUCCUUCUGAAUCCCAUGCUAAACAAGGAACCAUCGUGCGACUACUUUAUAAAAAAUAUGUAUGCGAUACCUGCAGCGGCGGAUGUUCUUACCUGGUACAUAGAACGUGAGCCUGACGACGCUUACGCUUUGAACACCCACGGUUUGCUGUUAGAACGGCAGAAAUUGUACAACUCGGCGGCUAAGCGGUUCGCCGAGGCUUUGAAGGUAUGCAAAAGCGAGAGUUCAGAUAUGAUCCACAUCAAUCUGGCACGUGUCCUAAUUCAGCUGGGACAGUAUGACGAGGCGGUGCGGGUGUGCGAGCAAGUGAAACACGACAGUUUUAAUUCCCAAUGUCACUUGGCGUUGUCCUUGUUCAAAGCCGAGCAAUAUGAGAAGUCCUACGAGACGUACGAAUCAACUCUGCAUUGGCUGGCGGACAACGACACAGACAAAGCGUACGUCCUGUGCGCGAUGGGCGCGAUAGCUCAUACUUUCAACAAGAUAGACGCCGUGAAGACUCUGCUAUUCCAGUGCAUGCAUAUGUCUGAACCCGUGAUAACCGCUUACUUGGCGCUCGCGGCCUUAGGAAUUUUGCACAACGAUCUCGACCUGACUGCUCUGGUGCUGGAGGAGUUGCAGUCAUAUAAAAAUCACCCUGAGUAUGGCCAUCAUACCGUCACGAUGAAUGUGUAUUACCACAUCUCUAAGUGCGACAUCACCGAAGCUAUCCGAAUGUUGGCCAAAGGCAUUUACAAGUAUCCUAGUGACGUCAGAUAUUGGAUACGUCUCGUUCGGAUCUUGCUGUUGGACACGAAUCUGAGCAAGUUUCGCAAGUGCGCGGAGAAAGCCUUGAGUCUAAGCAAAAGUAACUCCACGCCCGAAAUUGUAUACGUCGCUUGCGCAUCAGCGUAUAGUCACCUGGGCACGAGGAAAGCUCUCAGGCAGGCUCAGAGGAAUGUGUUCACGUAUCCCGCCAAUAUCGAGAGCUGGGCCAACUUAAUUGCCGUUUUCUUGUACAGGUAUAUGGAAGAGGACUGUGAAAUUGAUAAACAAUGGUUGUCGUCGUUAAUAUCUGUAACAAUGGCACAAUUCCAAACUUCUGAGCAUAUGUCGCGAUGGCUUACCAGAGCGAAAGAGAUUAGUGAUUCGUAAGUUCGAGUAGAAAAACGGUCCUUACGAUUUGUCUGAUUUUAUUAUUUUUCGAUGUUCUACACUCUGGAUUUAAUAUAAUAAUAAAAUUGCGUAAUAUAUUUUAUAAAUCUAGUGAGUCUUGUUUUUGCAAACUCUCAUCGAUAUUUACAUGAAAAUACCAAUUAUAUUG
Harpegnathos saltator (Jerdon's jumping ant) is the source of this 4219-nucleotide messenger RNA. Its product is annotated as tetratricopeptide repeat protein 37. The transcript has 14 exons. Gene Ontology annotation, cellular component: Ski complex. Gene Ontology annotation, molecular function: protein binding. Gene Ontology annotation, biological process: nuclear-transcribed mRNA catabolic process. Bases 157 to 4050 code for a protein of 1297 amino acids. The record is from RefSeq and is a predicted model, not a curated record. NCBI's taxonomy places the organism in Eukaryota, Metazoa, Arthropoda, Insecta, Hymenoptera, Formicidae.